Leptonychotes weddellii (Weddell seal) is the source of this 594-nucleotide messenger RNA. Lineage: Eukaryota; Metazoa; Chordata; Mammalia; Carnivora; Phocidae. The record is from RefSeq and is a predicted model, not a curated record.
UUACUUCCAGGUUUAGUAAUAGUGAAGGGAGAACGCCAGAGAGGGGAGUUCGGGUACCACCCAGCGCCCCUCUCCCGCUCCCCGCAGGCCUUCGUCCCCGCCAUGGCCGAUCUAAUCCAGAAGAAGCUACAGGGAGAAGUGGAGAAAUAUCAGCAGCUACAGAAGGACUUGAGUAAAUCCAUGUCGGGGCGGCAGAAGCUUGAGGCCCAACUAACAGAAAAUAAUAUCGUGAAGGAGGAGCUGGCCCUGCUAGAUGGGUCCAACGUGGUCUUUAAACUUCUGGGUCCUGUACUGGUCAAACAGGAGCUGGGAGAGGCUCGGGCGACCGUGGGGAAGAGGCUGGACUAUAUCACAGCUGAAAUUAAGCGAUAUGAAUCCCAGCUCCGGGACCUCGAACGGCAGUCAGAGCAACAGAGGGAGACCCUGGCUCAGCUGCAGCAGGAGUUCCAGCGGGCGCAGGCAGCCAAGGCAGGGGCUUCUGGGAAGGCCUGACCCCUUGGUGGGGGGGAGGGGAGGGGAGGGAAUGAGGCAGCUCUAGGGUCUAUACUGUAGCUAAUAAAAUGUGAAAACACCUGGCUGUUUUCUGACCAGCCA